Molecule: messenger RNA, 1335 nt
Organism: Solanum tuberosum (potato)
Lineage: Eukaryota; Viridiplantae; Streptophyta; Magnoliopsida; Solanales; Solanaceae
Product: cytochrome P450 83B1-like
Exons: 2
Molecular function (GO): iron ion binding; oxidoreductase activity, acting on paired donors, with incorporation or reduction of molecular oxygen; heme binding
Source: RefSeq, a predicted model, not a curated record
AUGAUUUUCUUUCUACUCUUUGUGGUCAUUCCUAUUUGCCUCAUCUUUCUUCUUCUUAAAGCCAAAAGGAGUGGUAAAAAUAAGCUUCCACCAGGUCCUAUAGGGCUUCCUUUCAUUGGAAAUUUGCAUCAAUUUGAUAGUUUAGCCCCUCAUAUUUAUUUUUGGAAACUUUCCAAGAAAUAUGGAAAAAUCUUCUCAUUCAAACUUUCUUCUCAUGUUUCAAUUAUUGUAGUUUCUUCAGCAAAAUUAGCAAAAGAAGUACUCAAGACACAAGAUUUAGUGUUUUGUAGCAGACCUUCUCUUGUUGGCCAACAAAAAUUGUCUUACAAUGGUCAUGAUAUUGGUUUUGCACCUUACAAUGAUUAUUGGAGAGAAAUGAGAAAAAUAUGUGUUCUUCAUUUAUUUAGUCUCAAGAAAGUGCAAUUAUUUAGUCCGAUUCGUGAAGAUGAAAUCUCAAGAAUGAUCAACAAAAUAUAUCAACAAGUUGAUAAUUCUCAAGUCACCAAUUUGAGCAAUUUGAUGAUUUCACUUAAUAGUACAAUUAUUUGUAGAGUUGGUUUUGGUGUUAGAUUUGAUGAAGAAGCACAUGAAAGGAAGAGAUUUAAUUAUAUUUUGGCUGAAGCUCAAGCUAUGUUGGCAAGCUUUUUUGUGUCUGAUUUUUUUCCAUCUUUAAGUUGGAUUGAUAAACUCACUGGAUUGACCGAUAGGCUUGAGAAGAAUUUCAAAGAUUUGGAUGAGUUUUAUGAAGAACUAAUUGAACAACAUCACAAUCCCAAUAGGCCAAACUCCAUGGAAGGAGAUAUUAUAGAUCUUUUGCUACAAUUGAAGAAAGAGCAAUUAACACCAAUUGAUCUCUCUUUGGAGGAUAUAAAAGGAAUUCUCAUGAAUGUGUUAAUUGCUGGAUCAGACACUAGUGCAGCUGUGGUAGUAUGGGCAAUGACAAUCUUGAUCAAGAAUCCAAAAACCAUGAAGAAAGUUCAAGAAGAAAUAAGAAAUUUAAUUGGAAACAAAGGCAUUGUAAAUGAAGAUGAUAUUCAAAAUAUGUCUUAUCUCAAAGCAGUGAUAAAAGAGACAUUAAGAUUAUUUCCACCAGCUCCACUCUUAAUACCAAGAGAAUCAAUGAAAAUAUCCACACUAGAAGGCUAUGAAUUUCAACCAAGAACUAUAGUUUAUGUUAACGCAUGGGCAAUUGCAAGAGAUCCUGAAAUAUGGGAAAAUCCAGAAGAAUUUAUGCCUGAGAGAUUCUUAAAUAGCGAUAUCGACUUCAAAGGACAAGACUAUGAGUUAAUUCCGUUUGGAGCAGGAAGAAGAGGAUGUCCAGGCUUGGCACUUGGA